This is a messenger RNA of Cygnus olor (mute swan), 3263 nucleotides long. RefSeq names its product protein shisa-1-like. Bases 245 to 994 code for a protein of 249 amino acids. The transcript has 2 exons. NCBI's taxonomy places the organism in Eukaryota, Metazoa, Chordata, Aves, Anseriformes, Anatidae. The record is from RefSeq and is a predicted model, not a curated record.
UGGUUUUCAAUUAGUGGGUCCUUCUCUGCUGCUGCAGGGAGAGGGGAUUAGAGGUGGGUCAUGAGCCAAGAGAUAAAACCUCCUGAAACAGGAGCUGGGCAGUGCCUUGGUGGGCAGCUGGUGGGCUGGGAGUGUUGGACUCUAGAUGCUUAGGGGUGGUCCUGCCUGCCUUUAGUUUCCUUUUUAAAAAACAAGAAGGGCAGAAGUGGUCCAAGCAGCUAGAGGAGGCUGUGGGCUCCCCACCAUGGUAAGGGGGUAUCUCCUGGCCCUGCUGUUGGCCCUACGAGGCAGCCCUGGGCACGCAGGGGAGUACUGCCACGGCUGGGCCGGCAGCCCGCAGAGCUGGCACCACGGCUUCCAGUGCCCGGAGCACUACGACAGCCCGGAGGCUGCCCUGUGCUGCGGGACCUGCACCUUGCGCUACUGCUGCUCAGCCAGGGAGGCCCGCCUGGACCAGGGACGGUGCCCUGGGGACCAGCAGCAGCCCAGCCCCAGGCCCCCGGUGCCAGUACCCGUGUACCUGCCAUUCCUUCUUGUUGGAUCUGUGUUUGUGGCAUUUGUUGUUGGUGGUGCCUGUGUUGGAAUUUGCUGCUGCAAGUGCUUAAAAUCCCAGGAUGAGGAGCAGCAAAGUGGACUUGCACCUGGUCAGACUUGGCUACUAGAACCUGAUCUUCCUUCUCGCCUCUCCAGCUCUAGCUCUGCCACCAGAAGCUCCCUGAGUAGUGGCCCUCAGACCAGCAGCAUCUGCACGACUCUAGCCCCCUCUCUUCCUGUCAUUGCCUUGGCUGAAGACGCUCGGUUCUUAAGUUCUCCACCUCCCAGUGGGCAGCUCUUGUACCCUUUACAUGCCAGCCACAGAAUGCCCCCUGAGCACACCACGCUAGCAACUCCAGCACCCUUCCUCAAAAGAACAAUCUACGGGCACGGUGCCAAUGCGUGCCCUAUCAGCGCACCACCAGGUGACCGAAUGAUGUACUCAGGAGGUCACGUCUGAGAAGACGACGCAUCAGUGCACAGCUGGGGCUGGAUUCUCCUUCACUACUAUAAAAACUUCUUUGGAACUGAAAUGAGGACUUGCAAGUGUUUAAAGGCAUUACGAAGUGCGCCAGUCUUGGUUUUCCAUAUUUCCAAAGAUAACGUUUUUAGGCCCUUUGUUUUUAACCUGUAUUAUUUUUAAUGCAAUCGAAAAGGGUGAGAUUCUGAGGACUUUAUUCCUGUUCAAGGAAUGACUGAAUCUGUAGAAAUGUUUCACUCUUCACCUACUCCUUUCAAGCUGCCAUACCGUGCCCCACGGGACAUGUCAGAGGACUUGAUUUCUGUUCCUGUAGCUGUGUCACUUCUCAGCAGCUUCUGUUAGGACAGGGAGGCGUGCCUCAGUGCAUUUACUAAUUGUGGACACAGGAAGACUGUACUUUAUCUACACACUUCUAUCAGUGACCUGAUUCAAGAUGGUAAAACACUGCCAGUGGUUUGCCUGCCCCUGAUGAGCUAGGAGCAACUUCUAGCCCUAAAUUCAGUAAAAUGUGUGUUUAAUACAGAUACUGGGGGAAGGUAAUAAAACAAUGUAUGUUUCCUCUCCUCUAACGGCCUGGUAGUCUUUUUUUCUUCCUCACAUCAUUGGCCAUUUCAAACGGAUAAUGAAUUUUAGGGAAAAGUAAACACAAAAGGAGACUCCAGUCAGUCUGAAUCUUCAGUUUUCUGAAUACAUGCUGGAGAAACUUGCCUACUCUGACUCUGUUAAGAUGCAUGCUGCCUGACUGCAGCCAUCCCCUUCACAGCAGGACGCUGACAGGAAGAAGUUGUCAAAAUAUACUACUCACUGCUGGAGCGUUUUAAUACUUCCUCGCAGCACAGAAACCCGAGUGGUUAUACUGUGAAGGCAUGGUAAAAGGCCUCCACAGGUGUUAGCACUAAGAGCAGGGACCAAGGCUUAAAAAUCUUGUGUGUAUAAAAAGAAAAUGCUAAAGCCUUUCCUGUGUUAGUAGUGCCUAUCAAAGGGGAAGCUGGCACAAUAAAGAUUUGUGGACGCUUCACUUGUAAAUCAAGGGGACUGAUGCUCUUUCACAAGGAAUGUGUGACCUUAGGCUACUUUAUGCAUAUUUUACUGCAGAAUUUUACUUCUUGCUCUAGCGAUCAGCAUGUCCUACAGUCAUGCUAAGCUCACAUGUAUCCUGCCACCCAAGUCUGUAGGGGCAAGCUGACAUAGCUGGAGAACUUCCUGACUUUUUCGUGGGUGUGAAUUAGAAAUUCCACAAUUUAGCUGACCCAGGGCUGUGACUUAAGCUUGCCUGCCCAGUUCCUCUUGAAAUUGGACUAAGAAUAUAAGCACGAAAACAAAAUACCCUAAAAAUAAAAGCUUUCCCAAAAUACCAAGUCUCAAGUGUUAUCUGCUUGCUUUAGCUCUGAAAAAAUAACAAGUUCAGGCUUCAGGAAACACUAGCUUGAACUUAAAAGCUGUCGUCCUUUUUACAGUAAGGGAAAUGUCAUUGGGAUUUAUGGAUAACUAUGCCAAUACAAAGUACUGCAGCAGGAAUGCUGAUUUUUAAAGUUAGGUUUCAAACUUGUAUUGCUGGAAGCACUUAGAAAAUGGUUUCAUUUUUUCUAAAGUACUUGUUUGCAGUUGGCUUAGGAAAAUCUGCAGCGGAAUGAAGUAUUUUAUCUGGUUAACGGUCAAUCCUGACAGUACACAAUGGCAAAAACUCGAGGCAGUUCAGAGACAAAUAAACAAGAUAUCCUUCCUGAUGCUCUUUGUGCUGACAGAUACUCAGCUAGUUUUAUCAGCCAGUGGUUGUUCUAGCACAGCUUUUCCUGAACUAGAAAGGUAAAGGGAUAUGUGACCCGAUAGGCAGUACACCUAAGCCUCAUACUGUAGUGUAUGUAGGCCUCACAUUGAAUUCAACAGAAAUGGAAAUCUCUCCAGGAUGCAGCUCCAGGAGAAGGUUUUAAAUUUAAUAAGGGACCAGAGCAAUAGCUUUCCGGAUACCAUAAGGCAGAAAAGCGUCAAGAGGUUCACUUGUAACCCUAAGCAAUUAAAGAGAAGGAAGCUGAUCAGAACUGAGGAACACACAAGCUAAAUGCCUCUGUGCAUGCUGCCUUAAUUGCUCCCCGGCUAGGAUUAGCAGCGUGUUUGGAGUCAGCAAGCCUUCCUCUCCCCCACCUUUCCCUGGAUGCUCUGCACCACAAAAACAGACGGAAAGCAAGCUGAGUGGCUUAGCUGAGCACUCUCUGACAAAGGUGGUUUGUUUGAGAGCGCAAGAUUUUCC